This is a messenger RNA of Thelazia callipaeda (thelaziosis nematode), 597 nucleotides long. The record is from the annotation of a GenBank genome assembly. Lineage: Eukaryota; Metazoa; Nematoda; Chromadorea; Rhabditida; Thelaziidae.
AUGCGUGCGUGGGCAUAUGGCGUGCGUGGGUGUACUAGCCAAUUACAAGCCCAGCUGUUGGCGCUUCAGAAUCUUACUGCUAUGUCACAAGCGCCUUCUCCAACUGCAACAUUAUCACCCGCUACUGCAACACUAUCACAAGGUACUACAACAUUACCACAAUCAUUUGCUGCAGCUGCUGCUGCAGCUGCAGCAGCGGCUGGAAAUAUUAUCAAUCCUUGUGGUAACGGAGGAGGAGGAGGAGGAGGAGUUAAUGCAGUACUACAAAAUCACAGAAAACGUGCCUUGGAAGAAGAACAAGCUGCUGCUGCUGCAGCUGCAGCUGCUGCAGUAGUUGCUAGUAAUGGUAGAGCAUCAGCAUCACAACAGUUCGAUCAGAAUCCUUUUCUCCUUGCUGCUGCUGCUGCUGCUGCUGCGGUACCGAUUUUUUCAGCAGGUACUGUACCAUGUAAACGUCCAGCAGCUGAAAAAAGUGGUGUUCCAGUGUAUGCAAACGGUGCUACUGCGCAACUUGCAGCUGCGGCUCAAAUUCCGCAAGCUACGUUCAACCCGUAUUUGAUUCCUGGUAUCGGAUAUAUGCCAGCUGUUUCAUAUUAG